Hibiscus syriacus is the source of this 1607-nucleotide messenger RNA. Its product is annotated as UDP-glucuronic acid decarboxylase 2-like. Bases 144 to 1469 code for a protein of 441 amino acids. The transcript is spliced from 7 exons. Gene Ontology annotation, cellular component: cytoplasm. NCBI's taxonomy places the organism in Eukaryota, Viridiplantae, Streptophyta, Magnoliopsida, Malvales, Malvaceae. Gene Ontology annotation, molecular function: UDP-glucuronate decarboxylase activity; NAD+ binding. Gene Ontology annotation, biological process: D-xylose metabolic process. The record is from RefSeq and is a predicted model, not a curated record.
UAUUUAAGAAUCUCCUCUUUCCUUCAUACAUAUUCCUCCGGCCCGCCUCAACUCGCUGGCGACUCGGUCUUCACAAAUUCUUUUGAAUUUGUUAUCUUUUGAACUCAAAAUCUGAGUUUCGAGUUCUGGAAGUUGGAAGAGCGAUGGGAUCGGAGCUGAUAUACAGGGGCCACGAGUCUCAGCCUGUUUCGGACUCGUAUUCGCCAAAACCCAUUAAACCAUGGGUUUCCGUCAUCCAUCCAAUUCGUUACAUGCUACGGGAGCAACGCCUUGUCUUCGUCCUCGUCGGCAUUGCUAUUGCCACUCUGGUUUUCACUGUCUUCCCAACCUCACGUGCUCCCCACGUUCCUCACCACCACUUUGUCGACCCGAUCCCUGAUUCCAUCUCCUACUUCCCCGUCGAAACCCAGAGCAAGUUCUCCCACUCGCACCGACUCGGUUUCCGGUCUUCCAACCCGGCGGGUAAGAUUCCGUUGGGGCUAAAACGGAAAGGUUUGAGAAUUGUCGUGACGGGUGGAGCCGGGUUCGUCGGCUCUCACCUCGUCGACCGGUUGAUAGAAAGAAGAGACAGUGUGAUCGUCGUCGAUAACUUCUUCACCGGAAGAAAAGAAAACGUCAUGCACCAUUUUGGUAACCCGAACUUCGAGCUCAUCCGACACGACGUCGUGGAGCCUCUGCUGCUGGAAGUUGACCAGAUCUACCAUCUCGCUUGCCCCGCGUCUCCAGUUCAUUACAAAUUCAACCCAGUCAAAACUAUCAAGACAAAUGUGGUGGGGACAUUGAACAUGUUAGGACUGGCGAAAAGAGUAGGUGCGAGGUUCUUGUUAACCAGUACCAGUGAAGUCUACGGCGACCCUCUUCAGCAUCCUCAAAAGGAAACUUAUUGGGGCAACGUUAAUCCAAUUGGUGUCCGAAGUUGUUAUGAUGAGGGAAAACGAACUGCUGAAACACUGACAAUGGACUAUCACAGAGGAGCUGGAGUUGAGGUUAGGAUUGCCAGAAUUUUCAAUACUUAUGGGCCUCGUAUGUGCAUCGAUGACGGUCGUGUUGUUAGCAACUUUGUUGCUCAGGCUUUAAGGAAGGAGCCUUUGACUGUGUACGGCGAUGGGAAGCAGACAAGGAGUUUCCAAUAUGUUUCUGAUCUGGUAGAGGGGCUCAUGCGGUUGAUGGAAGGAGAACAUGUUGGACCUUUUAAUAUCGGAAAUCCGGGUGAAUUCACCAUGCUCGAGCUUGCCGAGGUUGUUCAAGAAACUAUAGAUCCAAAUGCAAAGAUAGAGUUUAGACCCAACACCGAAGAUGAUCCACACAAGAGGAAACCCGAUAUCUCAAGAGCCAAAGAGCUACUUGGCUGGGAACCCAAGGUCUCUCUCCAAAAGGGUCUCCCUCUAAUGGUUUCGAAUUUCCGGGAACGUAUCUUCGGCAAUCACAAGGAGGGAAGCAAUACCAACAACAAUGAAUCAUCAUCUUAGUGUGGCGAUGCCAUGCAUAUAUACAUAUAAUUUUGGAGGUUUCACUUUUUGACAUGCGUUUGCCAUCCUUGUGAACUUUGCAAAUCUAAUCAAUAACAUUUAACCCUAUUUUUAUAAAUGCAAUAGCUUGUGUUUGCA